GGGCAGCGCGCUGUUCCCGGCGGUUCCCGCCUCCUGUCAGGCGCCGGCGAGCCGAGAUGAUGGCGGCGGGCGGCGGGGCGGCGCGGGGCGAAGGGGUUGCCGCCACCACCGCCACCACCGCCGGCACCGGCACCAGCUUCCGGCGCUCGGGCGGCAGCCGCCUGGCCGCCGUGCCCGGCACUCGGCCCGCCCUCCGUCACGGGCGGCUGCUGAUUUCCUGCGGGGUCCCCUCCCUGGACUGUGUGCUAGGUGGAGGCUUAGCUGUUGGAACCCUUCUUCUAAUUGAGGAAGAUAAAUAUGGGGUUUACUCCAGUCUGCUGUUGAAAUAUUUUCUCGCAGAGGGAGUUGUCUGUGGACAUGACUUGUUUGUUGCUUCUGCUCAGGACCCUCCAGCCAACAUCUUAAAGGAACUUCCAGCCCCUUUGCCUGAUGAUAACUUCAAAACUGAACGAGUAGAAGCGACAGCUGCCAAGUCUGAAGAUUGUCAGGACUCUAUGCAAAUAGCCUGGCGCUACCAAAAUGCACCAAAAGUGGAGACCAGCCCAACAACAUCUAUAAAGUUUGGACAUUAUUAUGAUGUUUCUAAAAAAAUGUCUCCAGAACUGCUUCAAUCCAUAAGAUGGCACAGUUUUUUCCUUCCUGACGAAUUGCCUUUAGAGCCUAAACUAAAAAUGUGUAAUAUGAACUGUGGUUAUGCAAGGCUGCUUCAGUCCAUUCAGAGUGUCAUUUGCCAGGAGGGAUUUGAUGGCUCUCAUCCCCAGAAAAAACAAAAGAAUAUUUUACGGAUAGGAAUUCAGAGUCUUGGUUCCCUGCUGUGGGACGAUGACAUUUGUAGCACCAAUACUCCUGAAGAUAUUCAUAGCAUUACAAAAUUUCUGUACAUUCUACGUGGCUUCCUCCGAAAAUCUUUAUCGGCUUGUAUCAUCACAGUGCCCUCUCACCUUAUUGAGAAUAAAGCAAUUAUGGAACGUGUAACAAACUUGUCAGAUAUGGUAGUUGGUCUUGAAUCAUUUAUUGGCUCUGAGAGAGAAACCAAUCCAUUAUACAAGGAUUACCACGGUUUGCUUCAUGUGCAUCAGAUUCCUCGGCUUAAUAGCUUGAUCUGUGAUGUGUCAGACACGAAGGACCUUGCUUUUAGAUUAAAAAGGAAGCAGUUCACCGUUGAGCUUUUGUUUGCAUACACGGAGUCUUGGUUGGGAAGCUUGAACACUUCUCAAGCAUUUCAGCAGAGAGACCCAAGUUCUCGUAGAGCAGCGCGGGCUUCGCCAGCAGCUCUGGAACAUUUCCAGUGAGCCAUCUGUGGUGUGAUAGGAAAUCCAUACUUUGUGGCAUGUUGCAAUGUCAUUCAAAGAAAGAGGAGUGGAGUCACAGUCUCGGUGAGAAGUUUCAUGUAGUUGCAGGACUGAAUUCCUCUCCGUAGCUUCUUACUCUUCAAGCUAAGAAUUGCAGGAAAGAACAUCCGGCUUUCCUGCACAAGCAACAGAGAUGGGCAAGCACUUGCAGGAAUGAUUCAUCUCGAAAUAUAUAAUAUAGGUUAGACAGCUGACUUGUAGACAGCUGCAACGAGGUUGAAUGAAUCCAUCAGGGAAGAGAAUGUGACAUGAACGUUAGCAUCCAUCCAGACUAUCCUGAGAGCCCAAGAAUUAUUCAGACUUGCAUUACAGUCCCACAGUCCUCCCACAUAAGCUCAGGAGAAGAGGUUGAGCAAAAAGAACACAUCUAAGGAUCUGUUUUAGUCUCCUUGCUUUACAUAUGUGCAUGACCCAUGCACAGACCCAUGAACUACUAUUUGAGUUUAGAACAAUAUUUCUCUUCAGCUUUUAGACAAUAUGCUCCAAUCAUAACUAUAACUGGUCUAAAUAACGCCUGCUAGCUUUCCCUUUUUUCACUCCUUUUGUCACUUCUUUUCUUCCCCUAUGCCUGUUCUCUUACACUUGGCUUUCUAUGCAGAGUAAUUUUUCAGAUAGAAUACAUGUGGUCUCUUUUUUCCACUUAGAAGAAGAAAAAAGCUUUGGCAUUAAUACAAUAUUUAUAUAUCAUGAUGUUUUUCAUUCUGCCUGUACAUUUCAGCUUUUAAUUCUUCCUUUCUAUCUACUUUGUAUAUUCAGACUGUAAGUUCUUCAGGACAAAGGCAGUCUUUCAAUAUGUGCUUGAAAAGAGCAUGGUAAAUAAGUAUUAUGAUUGUGUGCUAAAUAUGUAAUUCUGAUUGUAUUUCCCUGAGUUUGGGAUGGGAUAAUUGGGCAAACAUCUGUAGUACCUGGACUGCCUACAGCCAUCAGUGAGUAUUCCAGGCCCCUUUAUGGCAUGGGGAGCUUCUUCACCAUGCAAAGAUUACAACUGUGAUAUAAAGUGUGGCUGUCUCUUGUAAGCAUGAUUUAAGUGCUCCAUUGCCAAACUAAGGCUUGGAAUUCUCAAGCAUCAGAGAAUGGAAAUCUUGUGAUAUUUUUCUCUUUCCCUUCAAUUCCUUCCUAUGUAGCAAAUCAUCUUCAGCACAUCUUGGAGUCUUUCCUUGGAAUGACAGAGUCUGUUCAAACAGCUGUUGGUCACUGGUGUUUUUGGUAAAGUAUUGACAAAUGCUGCACGUGUAAAAACCCAGCAGUGCCUGCUCAUGCAUUAACAGAAGUUCCUCAGCAUCUAGAACCCUCUAGGGAUUCACUUUACACAAACACAUACAGCACAGUAUUUUUCUGGUACAAAUGAUCUCUGAGGUAUUUUCACCUUAAAGAAAUCAAGUUUUAACUCCAGACAUGGGACACGUAGUCUUCUAGUUGGAGAACAGAAGCAGUGCCUUGCAGCACAUCCCAGCAAGUCAGCACAGCUUGUAUGUCUGUAUGGGAGGUAUGCUGGAAGGCUGCCCUGAAAAGGCACAUACUGAAUGAGACUCAGCUUUCUGUAAUGUGAAAUGUCUUUUACAAAAUCAUCACAAGAGGAAGUGGUUUCAUUGUUCUUUGUUUUAGGUCUAUUUGAAUACUUUUUGUAGUAUUGGAAACCUACAGAACAUCAAGGCAGAACAUCACUGCCUUGAAAAUAAGCUGGAAGUCAGAAUUACUCUUGUUUUAUCUUAUGUUCUGUAAGUGGUGCAACGUAAGGCUUUUAUAAUUGUGUUGGGAUAUAUUAAGAGCUGUUAGCCAUGUAUGAAAAUUAUUUUCAUGGUAGCAAUGUGUCCCUUAGCAAGCAGAUGGGGAUAUGUAGGUACAAGUAUAUUUCUUAUCGAAAGCCUUCUCUCAUCACCUGAUGUUAACAAUAAUUAAUUUUGACAGUUCCGAUUGUGCUUCAACUUAAAAAAAGAAAUAGGAAACGCAUAUGAUAGGUGUGCUUAUUUUAACAUGGGUAGGUAUUGUCCUGAUUAGUUAUAAGUCAAUCACAGUUACCUGUAAAGCUGAAAAUUUUAGGAUGCUCUUUUAAAGUAUUUUAUCUGUAUAAUCAAUUUAGAAAAUAUUUACCUAAUGGUGAUUUUUAAAUGGCAAUGAAACAUAUGUGAAUAUCUGUAGGCAAGAUGAGUUCUUGUCCACUAUACAGAAAUACAGCUACCUGCUGGUUUGUCUCCUCAUUUCAUGGAAAUACUGAGAAGAAAUGUAAUGUGAGAUUCUUAAUAAACUGGUUUUAACACAGUUUGCCUAAGGCCUCACUGCAUUUGUGGGAUGAUAGUUUGGCACCAUCCUUGCCACAGGUUAAAAGUGCACAUAGACUGUGCACAUAGACUGAGAUGUGAGCACUAGCCCAAGUCCAGCACUACACUGUGAUUUCUGCCUGACCCAGGCCUUGGCUGGGCUGGGACGACUUGCAGUGAGAGUUUGCAGCUUCCUCAGUAGUGAAGGGCUUUCUGCUGUGCCACUGAGAAAUGAACUUACAUCAACUCAGAAGUAUUUUUAGAAUUUGUGACCUUAGUAAGAGUUUUGCAUCUUUUCAUAGUGAUACUGUAAUGUUGUUAGUGAGUGAAUGUCAACACUAGUGCUAUGUCACUCCAUUAGACUGCAUGUCAUAUCAAAAUGUAAAUCAUUUCACCGUGGUACACAUCUCUGGUGGCUCUGGACUUGGAAGUUGGCAAGAAAAGAAGCCAAAACAUAAAGCCACCUCCAUGUCAAGCAUUUGAGCAAACUCUUCUUUCUAGAAGAGAUUUAAUUUCAUACCUGCACAUCUUCUGUAUUUAACCUCAAGACAGCAAUUUGUUUUCGCCAAAAAGAACAGCUGGUUCCCAUGCUGGGCAGUGACCCGUGAGGAAGGCAGGAAACACAAAGUCUAGUGAGGCUAGUGCAGGUAACAUGCUCAGCAUGGGUAGCAGAGCAGCACAGGGCUGUGCAUCCUCCACGGGCUCCCUCGUUCCUUAAAGUAUGCAUUCCUGGUUUGCAUUUCCAGAUGGAAUGUCCUUCUCCCCAGCCUGCCCAUGGUGUCUUAUUCUUUAUCCAGGAAUCUGUUUCCAGACAGGGGAUGGUGACAAUCACUUGACAGUUUGAUUAUUUUCAAGUAAGAAGCCAGGUUCUUCCAAGAGGAGGCUUUAUAAAGCUGCAUUACAGCCUCCUGCAGCUUUCUCCUUGAACCCCAUCUUUUUCAUGUCACCUACAAAAAUGCCAAGUCUUUUCCUAGGUACCAUGGUAGUCAAAGUACAUACUAACCAAUAUAAAUGAGGCAGUAAAAAAAAAGAUAUAAAAAGAAAGCAUAAUGCAUGGGGUGCAUUAUGGGCAUCAUAAGCAGAAAAGGAAGCAAUAACAGAUGAACUGCUGUACCUCUGUGCAUGCUUGUCAAAGAGAAGUGAGUAGGAUAUUAAGCUCCCCGACUAGAAGCCUGCAUCUUUCAUUUUCCCAGCAUUCCUAAAAUUCUUCUCCCCACCCUCCUCUUCCCCCUGAACCAAAUCCCUUAGGCUUUGGUGACUUCAGUCUUCACAGAGUUGCAGUAAAUGGAACUGGAAGGGAUCUAGAGAGGUCAUUCACCCAUCUCCCUGCCCCAAGGCAGGACUGUAGCCAUAGUAGACUAAUAAGCAAUUUUUUGGCCAGACAUCCAAAUAGAAUUAUGAAGAUUGUUUAUUUAAGAUAUGUUUAAAGUUGCAAUUUCAGAAAUUUGGGCUCAGUUAAAAUUUUCAUGUCAGUGUUAGCAGAAUCACAAGGUAGUUGCUUCAGUAUAUCUCAAGAUCAAUCUCCCACCUCUUCUUCUGAUCGGACUCGGUGAUAUUGCAUCACUGAUGUUACCAUUGAUUUGUCUGCUAUAGAAUUACACUUAUAAUACAAUGAUGGUUUUGGAGAGAUAUAAAGAAGAAUUACUUGGUGUUUAGUUCUUUGCCUAUAUAUAUAUAUUUGGUUACUGUAUUACUACCAAAUAUUUUUAUACUUAAAGAAUUUCCAAGAAUUUUUUCUCUUAGUUGUCCUCAAUUAAUGAACUAUUGCUGUUCCUUUAAUGUCUUGGACUUCAGUUAUUUAUGAGUAUUUUAUCCAGUAUAAAAGUAAUCUGUACCUCACACAGACAUGUAUUUCCACAAAAAUGAAAAGUACUUUGGUGAACCAAUUACUGUUUCUACUACAGAGGUUCAAUAAGAGAUUUCACUAGGACUAAAGGAUUGCCCAGUGUCCCCUCUGGCCUGACACUUUACAUCUUCUUAUCUUCCUCUUCUACUUUUUUUUCCACGUUGAGAACAAAUGAAGUCAUUAGAAGUUUUCUUCAGGCCGAGAGGGAGGAGCAGAAGCAAAGUAAGGCAAAGUAUGCUAUAAGUUUUGUCUGAGCUGUUUUCCUUUCGUAAGGCAUGCCCCGAAGCUGUGUGCUUAGCUGUGUUCUGUGUAAUUGUGCCUAUUACUGCAAAGCCCUCCUGACCUGACCUGGGAGCAGUGGGAAGCGCCAGCGGAUCGUACCCGUGUGCCAGUCACAGCUACAGCUCAAACACAGACACCAUGUGCUGCGUGCUCAGGACUGCAGACACAGCCCCAGAGGAGGACAAGGUGGAGGGGCUGAGGCAAGGGUGGGUGGCCUGGGACCACAGCUUCAGGAAUCUGAGCAGGGAGUGGAAUAUGGGCAGAAAGGAGUGAGAAAAAGGCAGGACUGGGAGAAACGGCUGGGUUGACAGUGGUCAUUUCCAAGCUUAAUGAUUCUGUGAUUCUGCAAAAUGUGAGUGGAGGGGUUGGGAGCAGAAAGCUGAAAGUGGCUGGGGUGCAGGUAGCUGGAGGAGGGAUGCUUUCUUAUGAAAACCAGCUGCAGGGUCGGAGGCCUCAGUGAGCAAAGCCACUCGCAGCAAUGAGAGAGACUGAAAGGGAGCCUCUGAAACAACAGAGAAGUUUGUCCACCAGGAAACACUUUGUCCAAAACUGGAACUUUAAAUGCGGCUGUUUCUCUGUGGUCAGCAAAUAUCUGUGACAGUGUCUGCCCUCUCUGUAAUGCUGGUGCUCAGAAAGGAUCACAGCCUAUUCAAGCUCUCACUUACUGUGUGAGCACAGGUCCUGCAAUGCUGCCAAAACUGCAGGGCUGUUGCUCAUCCCCUGGAUGCCUCUGUAAUGCCACGUGAUGCAUUUCCAGUUUGUCUGUGUUCAGAAGCUUGCAAUUUUCUUUUUUAUGGUGUUAAAAUAUUUCUCAGGGUUAAUAUGUUUUGAAGCUGCACGCAGAAAACAUAAGGAGUUGCAUCCUGAGAUGCCUACUGGGGCUUUGUUCAGAUGUAGCAUUUGUGUGCUGGGUUUCAGAUCUUAGUGUCAGGAUAGUAGUCAGCUGCUUUCAGAGGAACCUGCUGCUGUAUAUUGCUCAGAAUGCACCUGAUCUGAGGGUGAAGGUGGCAUAUGCAGCGAGGCACGCUGCUGGAGAUGUGCUGUUCACUGUAGUACCUGACAGUUGACCUGUAGAGAGAGCAAGACCUGUGGAAAGAAUGGUGCCGUAACGAAGACAGUAGGAGGAUGUCUUGGAAAGUGUCUCAUCUCGUCCCACCGAGCUGCUGGGUGACCAGGUCAUUUCAGCACAGUGUUUGUAUUCCUGUGCUCCUACUUGGUGUCUGAAGCCCUGGCUUGGAGCUCCUGAAGAACUGCCUGGUGCUUGCAGUGCAGCUGGAAGCUGUGGUUGAUCAUGGGAAGCACGAUGGGCAGUCAAGUCCUGAAUGGCUUGGGAUAUAUUCCUGAAAUGAGCAGAUACCUUUUGCCAUGUUUUGUGUGCCUUGAUUCCCUAUCUAUGACAUGAAGGUAUCUUUGCUGCCUUAUCUCACAGGAAUAUCAGGAAAAUACCAUCGCUGGUAUUUGUGAAGCGUUCUAGUGCUAUAUACUAACAUGUGAAAUGCCAUUCUGUCUUCAGAACGAGUCCUGAAUAGCGUACAAUAACUAUGUCAGAAAAAGCUCAGAGCAAACAGUGACAAGAAAACAAAAUUCUGAAUAGCUGGUCCCUAAGUGAGCAGUGUGCAUCCUCCUCACCGAAUUAGAUGGGAGGAAAAGGGUAUAUGUGUAUGUAACUAAAUGCUGUAUCAUAGCACAUUCAACUGUAAAAGCUUAAUUCAGUCUCACCACCCAAUCUGAGCAGUCUUCAUUUUGACUUUUCCCAUCUGAGUCCUGCAGGGACCUGCAGGUACACGGUGCCCUGCCAGCCUGAGUUAACAGGAUGAUGGGGAAGAGCCAAGAUAUUGAGGCUUACCUGUAGAUAUGUCAAGAUCCCUUUUUUCCUAUGAGAAAAGUAGCAAAAGUAUCAAAUUAAGGGCAGCUGUGUAUGUUUGUGUUCUGACAAAAGCAAAAAUACAGCAGAAGUUGGCAUAAGCACAGUCCGCACCGCCUAGUAGGGCACUGGAGCUAUUACUGUUGCCCUGCUCCCUUCAGAAAGCUGUGCAGUUCAGGCUCUGCCUGCUAAAUCUUUCAAGGAACUCGCUUCUUCCAUGAUAUCAGUGCCAUAAAUAAUUGCACGGUGUGGAAGGAUGCUCAGCAGCCUCAGCUGCUGGCAUUCAGCACCACACUGUCCAAAAGCCAGCCAGUAAUUCACAAACCAAAGCCUCCAUAUUGCAUUAAUUUUCACCUUGUGUUACCAUAGCUAACUUGUACUGCUAUUUAUCACCAGUGUAAAGGAAUCCUCAGGGAGAGAGUGGGAGUAUUUUUGUCACAGCUGAUCCAUAAGGGUUAUUGUGCAAGAGCUCUGUGCUUGUGGGCAAUCGGAACCUGUGCCUUGGUGUCCUCACCAGCAAAAUGGAUGCCAUGUUCCUGCAGCUCAGAAGGGACAGCAGAGCUUGUUUAGCAUGUCUGAUUGCCUUGUGGAAAUGCAGCUAAUGUCACUGGUAGUUUUCACUGAGCGCUGUCAGCAGGACAUGAGGAUGAAGCGGGGUGGUGUUGCAGUCAGGGUGAUCCCUCUGUAUCUUCUGUCCAGUGCAUCGUUUACUUUAUCAUUUAUUUUCAAACUCUGCCACAAAGCAUGCAUAAGUGCGUGAAGUAAAGCUACGUGUAUACUGUCAUGACACAGAAAUGGAAGCAUAUGCUGCAGUGUUUGUUUUUCAGGGAAAAUUGUGGAGAUGUGGUUAAAUACCUCCAGCAAAUUUGGAUUAUGUUUAGAAAAUUUUCCUGAAGAAAAAUGUAUUCUGAUUUACGGAACCCUAAACUGCGUUGAAGCAGACAAUGAAAAUGUACAAAGCUAUUUCCAGGUCAGCCUAGAAGCAUACAUGGAUAGGAGGAUAGGAUACAUUUUUGUGCGCGUGAACGUCAAACGAUCAGGAAAAAGUGCAUUUGGAAAUAUGCUAUGGAAAAUGAAUUCCGCUGCAAUCACUCUCAUUUUUUUUCUCCCUGUUUUCCCUCUCUCUUUCUGCUCUCCCUCCUGCAAACCUCCUG
Tympanuchus pallidicinctus (lesser prairie-chicken) is the source of this 8756-nucleotide messenger RNA. It is a transcript of the gene ELP4, whose product is annotated as elongator acetyltransferase complex subunit 4. The transcript is spliced from 10 exons. Gene Ontology annotation, cellular component: elongator holoenzyme complex; transcription elongation factor complex; cytoplasm. Gene Ontology annotation, biological process: tRNA wobble uridine modification. NCBI's taxonomy places the organism in Eukaryota, Metazoa, Chordata, Aves, Galliformes, Phasianidae. Bases 57 to 1292 code for a protein of 411 amino acids. The record is from RefSeq and is a predicted model, not a curated record.